Messenger RNA from Symsagittifera roscoffensis, 4280 nucleotides. RefSeq lists its product as uncharacterized. Gene Ontology annotation, cellular component: lysosomal membrane. Lineage: Eukaryota; Metazoa; Xenacoelomorpha; Acoela; Convolutidae. The transcript is spliced from 10 exons. The record is from RefSeq and is a predicted model, not a curated record. Bases 3064 to 4104 code for a protein of 346 amino acids.
AGUGCAUAAUCUAUUGCACAAUUACAGUUCAAGCCACAAUUUAACAUAGAGCUAUAUAAGGACACAGGUUAACAACUCUACAAUUUAGAUUCCAUUUAGAAAAAACUGUGUGUGCUAAUUCAGUUUAUAGCAAAUAGGUUGAUGGAAACAUGUUGUUGUGCUUAUUUCCUGUCGUUGCAAAAUGUCAUUUGUAAGGAGAGUUUUGUCUACAGUUGCGUCUAUCUGCUUAUUGCCUUUGUGCCACUAUACACCGAGUAUAUUUCUAUGGACAGUGAUUGUCCAUCAACACAUGUGGCAUCAAUGAUACUCUCUUUGUCACUUCAAAUCUAUCUUCUCUCCAUCCCCCCUCCCCUCUAGAAAAUAGCCAAUUUAAUUCCGCGCUGUCAUACAUUAUUGAUUGUCUAUAAAUGCACAACAUUACUCGCGCGCAGGAGUAGAGAAACAAAUCCAUCUAUUAAUCUGCUUUUUCUCUUUUUCAUUCUUCUUUCCAUUAAAAUUCCAUUAAAUCUUCAUGAAACUAAUUCUUGCGGAAUAAAUUACAAAGACUCAAGUUGCGACAAUAACGAUGAAAAACAAAAAAGGUAUAUUUCGAAACUUCUGAUUCUCCUGAGCAAUUUCAGCUGCUCUUUACUCUCGGUAGAUUCCAAUUAGCUCUAAUUAAUUCCUGCUGAAGUUGGUCUAUCCUUCUAUUUCGCCCUUUUUCAUUCCAAAGUGUCCCCAGUGGUUACAGUGUUAGAGGCAGAAAGAUAGAUUGAAUUGAGCUACUGUCAGAGUAGCUAUGCGGAAAUGAAGGACUACUUAUAACAUUUGGCUGUUUAUCCUAUUGCCACUCUGUUUGCAAUCGACCAACAAACACAUUACACGUAACACAAUUCAACUCUGAACAGAACAGGAUGUGAAACCUAAAAAGAAGCAAUUAGUGUGGAACAACGACUCUUCUUCCAUUUAUUCCUUCAUUACCAUCAACUCCCAUUGAAAAUAUUAACACACUGCAUCUGCAUAUAUUUCCUCAUUGGUUCUACACACUUGAUAGGAGAUAUUUGCCCAUUUGUGAAGUUAUACUGUGGAAUUGGAUAGUCGAGAACAAGGAUGGCUGUCUAUUGAAACUGAAUCCUGAUGUUACCGAAGUUGGUGUUAGCUACACUGCAUAUGGACCCCACCCAAUCAUACUCAACAUUUACUAAUUGUUUGCACUCCUGUAUUUCCCCAAAAGAACAAUGAGGGAUAACAACAAGGAGAAGAUUGGAGAAGAUUGAGGGCAACUAUUGCAACUGUUGUUGUGAAGUGAGCAGGGUAGGGUGCCAACAAUAUUACAACUUAUUUCCUAACUUGAUUCGCCCUCUGUGGGGAGGCAGACACCUUACAACUCCCCUGCUGCACUGCACAACAAAGCCCCACAGCACAACACGGGACAGGACAGGACAAGUGAAUAAUAGAGGAGAGGAGAGGAGAGAAAAGGGAAAGGAAAGGGAAAGAACAGUUGAGACACAAGCAGGGAAGAGCACAUUAGGGGAGAAGAAAGGGGACCUGCAGUGUGUGUGUGAGAGAGAGUGGUGCAUAUACCCAACCACUCCUCUAAACUACCCCCCUGAGAGAGGAGGACAGGAGAGGAGAAGAACCAUUUGAACAACUUACUUCCUCCGCCAAAUCUUCCCUCUCUCUCUCUCUCUCCCUUUCUCUCCCUCAAAUAUCAUCCCCCCACAACUUCCUCAAUCCAUCAUACCAACCAACUUGCCUUUACUUCUGAAGUUGAUCGCAUACACAGAGAUGAUGCAGCCGCACUCUUUCAGCCCAAAUCAGUCAUAAAGAGCAGCGACAGAAAUCACUCUUACAUUCUCUGUUCCAGCCCCUGAUCUGAUCAAACUCUAUCCAUUAAUCCACCCCUCCUUCCAAUUCUCUGUGACUUCUUCCUUUAUUAAUUCCCCUUCCUUGUAUGUCCUCCUUAAGUAAUGCAGUGACCUAGUUGUGACCCCAGCUGCACAACAUCUCAAAUUGUUGUGCCUUCAAACUCUCUCUCUCUCUCUCUCAAUCCAAUCUCGGCACACUUCAAUUGAAAAAUGAGUUUCAUGUUUGCCCCCAGAAUAGUACAUCCGCUGUUUGCUUACUUUCUCAUUUAGCCCAUUUCCCAGUUGUGCCCAUUUAUCCAUCUCUCCCUCUCUCUAUCUCUCUCUUUAAUUAACAUCUGAGCCCAUUUAGUCCCCCUACCCUCAAUACACUUCCAUUUCAUUCCUUCACAAACUAUUCCCUUUUUCUUCUCUUCUUUUUCGAUCUGAUUUUAUGACUUGAAAGCUUCGUUUUAAAGGCAAAUGACUCCAUUUUAGGGAUUUCAAAAUUGAUUUUCCCUUUUCUUCUCACUCCUGUACAUCCGCACUAUAGUCGGAGUCUCUCUUGUUGCUUAGUCUUGUUUUACGGCCCCCCUGUGCCACUUUUACGACACAUUGUUCAACUGCAUACUCUCUUAUACCAUUUGUGAUUGUGAAUCUACUGGCUGUAACUCAGAUCUGGACUAUAAUUCAGAAGCGAAGGCAAAGAACAAGUGUUUUCCACAAUUCUCUGAACAUUAGACCAGCUACAACAUACCUGCGUGUUCUUCCAUUUUCACUCCAAUUUGUCAAAUCUAAUCUUGGUUGUUGUUUUGAUCGAUAUGUUUAAUGUUUCAACCACUAACAAUAACACAACUUCAGAUUCGACUAAUACCGCCAUUAUAUAAACUAUUUUACAAUUUACACGAUCUCUAUCUCUCCUCAAGUCAUAAAUUGGGAUCAGUCAUAGACCCCCACUUCAGAUAUCAAACGGUGGAAUGCAUCUAUUUGACCACUGAAGUCCCCCGCCCAGCCCCACAUUAUUGGCACUGACUGUAUUUUAAUAUCCCUGACAGGAAUUUCCUCUCCAUUUCGAUAGUCUCUACAACUCAGCUAAUCCGACAGAUCUGUCACAGUUUCUUCGCUCACUACUUGGUUUUGGCCUCUCGGUGGUUUCUCUAAAUUGACUCCAUUUUCUCGGCUGACUUAAUUCGAAAGUGUUUUUAUCACCAAUUAUAACAGCUUAUUACUGACUGCCAACAUGUCCCCUGGCAGCAGUGGCGUAGCCAGAGUGUCUGCUGCUCCGCCCUCCAAGUGUUGCUGCUGCAGAACCAGAGACGGAGUAGUCAUCAUCGGCAUCGGAAUCCUCAUGUUCUCUGUGGUGACGACAGUGACCCUUUCUCACAAUCUGGCUCUCAGUCAGGAACAGAUGCUGGACAACUUCCGACUGCAGACGAACCGCCAGGAGCAGAUAGACGGCAUCAUCAAGUAUGCGAGGUGUGCCAUCAUAGUGUCUCUGCUGCUGUCCCUCUCAACUGCAUUCGCAUCUGUCGCCCUCCUCUGGGGCAUGAAGAAGAGGCGGGCGGAGUACCUGGUGCCCUGGAUCUGUGUGAGUGUGGUGUCCAUCCUCUUCAACCUCCUCUCCUCCACCAUCUUCAUCAUCAUAGUGUGGCCGGUCACGAGCAAGGCGGCCUGUGUGAUCAUUCUGGUGCUGGUGUUCGGGUUCUACUUCCUGUGGGCGUACUGUGUGGUGGUGGUGGUGAGAUACAGGAAGAGACACAGACGCAAGAGCAGCAUGACUGCUUCUUUCAACCACGACAACAACAACCCCCCACUCCUCUUCUCCCCACCCCCUCCUCCCCCUCAUCCUUCUCAAACACACUAUCCCAAUGGUGGUGUGCAGUUUAGCCAGAAUGGGAUGAGCCAGUCGGUACUCUACAAUCAACACCAUCACCAUCCACACCCUCAGCCAGCUAUUACAGUGACCAUGCACCACUCCUCGCAUCCUCCCCCUCUCAUCUCCCCUGCUGCCCUACAACCCCCACUGCCCCCCUACGAGCCAGCGGUCACUCCCUUACCCCCACCUUACUCCAUAGAGCCCAGUGCGCCUCCCCCUCCUCCUCCUCCUCCUCCUCAUGCAAACUCUAAUCCCAUUCCUUGUCAACCCAGCGUUCCUGCUGUUCGUGCUGCUCCUGUACCCCCUCCCAGUUCAGUCUCUCUUAGCCGACAGCUGCAGAGGCCAAUGCAGACAGAGUGCAGAAUGAACACUGCACAAGAUCCAACUGGCAUCUCGGCUGUGUGAAAUAUAACAAUCAAUCUGUCAGACAGCAAUCCAAACAACAACUCAAAUCUAGAUCUUUUCCAACCUCUGUGUUCUGUAUAACCGAAAUAAAAUUAUCAAAUUAAAUUUUUGUUAAUGAAUAAUUUAGCUCUCUCGCAAAAUAUAGAUUCUUUCUAUUUUUCUAUUCCUUGGUCUUU